Molecule: messenger RNA, 1043 nt
Organism: Phragmites australis (common reed)
Lineage: Eukaryota; Viridiplantae; Streptophyta; Magnoliopsida; Poales; Poaceae
Exons: 1
Coding region: 58-507 (149 amino acids)
Source: RefSeq, a predicted model, not a curated record
CCCUUCUCAGCUUCUUCACAUGCACUGCACGCAACCCGCGCGCCUGAACAAUUGAACAUGGCGAGUGGCGGCUACUACGACGACCAUAGCACGGCCUACCGCUACAACUACUCACCGGCGCCGGCGCCAAGGGCAACGUCCUUCCACCUCUGCGUCUUCCUGGCCACGGCUGCGCUGCUCGGCGCCACCUCGCUCUACACGCGCUGCGAGUCCGCGGUGGAGAGGCUGGUCGACCAGGUCCGGCUCGCCGUCGUGCUGUCCCCACUGCUGUUCCUGCUCGCGGUGCAGUACUGGGCGGCCACGGGUGCUCGGCGGGCGCGGGGCGGCGGCCUCUCGUCGCUGCUGGUGGGGCAUCAGUCCUGGUACGACGGCCCGGGCCAGCAGCGGGACGGCGCGGGGGCGUCGUCGCCGUGGGGCGUGGCGCUGGUGCUCGCGCUGGUGCUGCUGCUCGUCUCCUACCAGUCGUGCUUCCAGGACAUGUGGUUCCCGCUGAUCAGCCGGCGGUGAGCUGAGGUCUGGGAGUGGCAGACUGCACUUCUUGCAGGUUGCAGCUCGCCGGAGAUGAUCGCGAAGUGGUGUUUGGUAGUGAAGCGGUGACAUCGACCGUCCGACCGAUCGACAAAGUAGCUACGCAGAUCAAAUUUGGGUCACUGGCUGGAGAAUUGGAGCUUGGAAGACAAGAUAUAUUUUUUCUUCUGUCUGGACUAAUUCUGGAGGCCGGAGUGUCAGUUAGCUCAGACACUGACCAGGCUGUGAUCAACAUUAUUAGAUGUAAUUAUUAUAAUGAUAGCAAAAUGAAUAGUAAAUAAAGCUCGUGCAUCCAUCACAUCCUUUUAGUACCAUUUUGUUCUCCCACUUGUGCGAAUCAGGAUAUGUGAGCACCAUUUUGCAGUUUUGCACAUUAUACGUGUCCUACCUUUUCACUUUCUUGACAAAAUAUCGAAGACAACGUACACAGGGGUUUAACAAGGAAGAAAUAUACACUAUUAACAGGCUGCCAGGACACGCAGAUUAGGCUGCAGUUCUGCAAGGAUCAAUGUACA